Molecule: messenger RNA, 2306 nt
Organism: Ziziphus jujuba (common jujube)
Lineage: Eukaryota; Viridiplantae; Streptophyta; Magnoliopsida; Rosales; Rhamnaceae
Product: phosphatidylinositol N-acetylglucosaminyltransferase subunit A
Exons: 9
Coding region: 459-1769 (436 amino acids)
Biological process (GO): GPI anchor biosynthetic process
Cellular component (GO): glycosylphosphatidylinositol-N-acetylglucosaminyltransferase (GPI-GnT) complex
Molecular function (GO): phosphatidylinositol N-acetylglucosaminyltransferase activity
Source: RefSeq, a predicted model, not a curated record
AAAAGAAAAAAACCGUCCCAUACGAUGCUUUGGAAAGUUUUGUAUAGUCUUACCUUUCCAUUUGUGCCAAAAGUGUUAAUUAUGGAAAUAAAAUAUAAAACACAAAAUCAUUGAAUCUUCAUGUGGUAGUUCGCAUAGCAUCACUACCUCUCACCUUGGCCGUUGAUCCAAAUUAAUCCAGCGGCCUCACCAUCUCCGGCCGUCUUCUCUGCUUGUCCAGCCACUGUAGAUAAUACUUCAGCCUUUUUGUUCACCAAUUCAGCGACAGCAAAGCUGAUUGAUAACCAGAGCCUUCCCUUACCUCCUCACCUGCAUCGACACCUAAUCUCCCAAUUCUACUUCUCAAACCCUUUUACUUGAUUAACCCUCCUCCGUCUUUUACUUGAAGAUAACUAGAGCUAAGAUUUAAUGGAAAAGUUGUAAACAAAACUCUGUUUGAAGGCUGUUGGGAUAAUCUAAUGGGUGACCAGAAGAAAAGGCAUAGAAUUCUGAUGGUCUCGGAUUUUUUCUACCCCAACUUUGGUGGCGUGGAAAAUCACAUCUACUAUCUCUCUCAAUGCCUGCUGAAGCUUGGUCACAAGGUGGUAGUUAUGACUCAUGCUUAUGGAACUCGUUCUGGGGUGAGAUAUAUGACUGGUGGACUGAAAGUUUACUACUUACCAUGGAAACCCUUCCUUAUGCAGAAUACAUUACCAACUUUCUAUGGGACUCUACCGAUUAUUAGGACUAUCCUUAUUCGAGAAAAGAUAUCGUUGGUACAUGGGCAUCAGGCUUUCUCAACACUUUGUCAUGAAGCUUUGAUGCAUGCUCGAACUAUGGGGUAUAAGGUUGUGUUUACUGAUCAUUCACUCUAUGGUUUUGCUGAUGUGGGGAGCAUCCACAUGAACAAGGUAUUGCAGUUUACUUUAGCGGAUGUAAGUCAGGCCAUCUGUGUCUCUCAUACAAGUAAAGAAAACACAGUGCUACGAUCAGGUUUGCCACCAGAAAAGGUUUUUGUAAUACCUAAUGCUGUUGAUACAGCAAUGUUCAAGCCUGCUCCACUGAGACCAAGUGGUAAUGAAAUUAUUAUCAUCGUUAUAAGUAGAUUGGUUUACCGGAAGGGUGCGGAUCUGCUGGUUGAAGUUAUUCCAGAAGUCUGCCGUCUAUAUCCCAAUGUUCGUUUCAUUGUUGGGGGAGAUGGACCUAAACGUGUGCGGUUAGAAGAGAUGAGGGAGAAACAUUCUCUUCAAGAUCGAGUUGAAAUGUUGGGUGCUGUACCACAUGCCCUAGUGCGAUCUGUCCUUAUUUCUGGCCAUAUAUUCUUAAACAGUUCUUUAACAGAGGCCUUUUGCAUAGCCAUAUUAGAGGCUGCUAGUUGUGGAUUAUUGACAGUUAGUACACGCGUAGGAGGUGUCCCAGAGGUUCUACCAGAUGAUAUGAUUGUACUAGCUAAACCAGAUCCUGGUGAUAUGGUACAAGCAAUCAAGAAGGCAAUAUCUAUACUUCCCAAGAUUGAUCCGCAAAUCAUGCACAACCGUAUGAAAGAACUCUACAAUUGGCAUGAUGUUGCCCGAAGGACAGAGAUUGUGUAUGAUCGUGCUUUGAAAUGCUCAAAUCAAAAUCUUCUAGAACGACUUUCACGGUACCUUUCAUGUGGAGCAUGGGCAGGGAAGCUUUUUUGCUUGGUUAUGAUCAUUGAUUUUUUGCUGUGGCGUCUACUGCAAAUAUGGCAGCCUGCAGGGAAUAUAGAAGAGGUGCCUGAUUUUACUAUAUCCCAUGAUCAAGACUAAGGAAUCUUGAAGCAUUCAAUCAUAAACAAAAGCUUUAACUGAUAUGUUUCAUCUUCCAAGUGCUCAUGAUUUUUCUUUUUUUCUUUUUUUUCUCUUUUUCUUAUUUCUAGUUCUGUAAAUUUUUUUUAAUUCUUCUUUUUUGUGUAUUAUUUAUUUUUUUUAUAUAUUUCUUUUUGUGUUUGUAAUGAAUUGUAAUCCAAGAUAGGACAGUGAAUGAAAAUGGAAUUUCUCAAAAGUUUGAGAUCCAGGAUUUUCUAUGUAUUUAAGUCCAAUUAAAAUUAAAUAAAAAAAUAUUUUUUAAAAUAAUAUAAAAAAAUGAAAGUUUUAAAUAAUUAAUAUAUCAUGUAGUAAUGAUGGUAAGCAAAGUCUCCCACGGACACAACCAUGCGGAUGAGCUCCAUAAACAUGGCGGCCAUGCAUGAACCACCGGCUCUGGCCCACUCCACCAAGCCAAUGGUGGCAUUCACGACGCCUCCCAACUACGCCACCAGGCUUUCCAACCUCCUCUCCCUCAAUGGCUUCGUCCCACUCUCUUCC